AUGGGUCGUAUGAAGAUAGAGAAAGGCAAGAGGAAGAAAAGCAAAAAGCCGAAAGAUGUUAACAAACCAAAAAGGGCAACAUCAGCUUAUUUCUUCUACAUGGCCUCUUGCCGUGAUCAGGCAAAAAAAGCUGGUAAAAAUGUUUCAAAGGUAGCAGAGUUCACUAAAGAAUGCUCUGAAAAAUGGAAGAAUUUGAGUUCUUCACAAAGGAAGCCUUUUGAUGAAAAGGCUGCUAAAGAUAAAGCCAGAUACGAGAAGGAGAUGGCAGAGUACAAGGGAAAAUCCUCGGGAGAUCCAGACAAACCAAAAAGACCACCAACAUCUUAUUUCUUGUUUUUGGCAGACUUCAGGAAAAACUAUGUUCCCAAAGACAAGUCUGAACAAAAUUCUGCUCACAAAAUAAUUCUGAAAGAAGCUGGUGAAAAAUGGCGUGAUAUGACACUGGAAGAGAAGAAGCAUUAUGUGAAAAGAAGUGAGGAGGAAGUAAAAAAAUAUAAAGCUGCAAUAGCUGAUUAUAAAAAGAAAUCAAGUGGUGCUGUAACGGAGUGGAUAGACAAAUUUCUCUCUCUCUCAUUUCUUACCUCCUCUUUUUUUUUUUUUUUUUUUUUUUUUUCUUUUCUUUGA
This is a messenger RNA of Acanthosepion pharaonis, 624 nucleotides long. Lineage: Eukaryota; Metazoa; Mollusca; Cephalopoda; Sepiida; Sepiidae. The record is from the annotation of a GenBank genome assembly.